Molecule: messenger RNA, 3241 nt
Organism: Paramacrobiotus metropolitanus
Lineage: Eukaryota; Metazoa; Tardigrada; Eutardigrada; Parachela; Macrobiotidae
Product: myosin-2 heavy chain, non muscle-like
Exons: 16
Coding region: 352-3024 (890 amino acids)
Cellular component (GO): microtubule organizing center
Source: RefSeq, a predicted model, not a curated record
UGCACCAGUCGUUGCAAAUGUUCUUCAACACCAGUUUGCAAUUAUUUUGGUUUUUGUUUUAAGGGUUCAGUUCCAGAAACUGUAUAUUCUAGCUGGGUCAUUUUUAUGUGCUAAAGGAUGUUGUUUUAUUAGACGCAUCGCGCACGUGGCUGACAGGUUCUAUUUUUAAACUUGUUAGAUUGUGCGCGCUCUGGCUGUAGUCAUCAGCAUACAUACCAUAUCCAUAUGCGAAGAAUUUGUCAGAAAGCCCUUUCUCGAGGAUCGUUGAUUUGUUUGAAUUCAUUUCACGGUUUUCCAACGUAGGAUAAUCUGUUGUUUUGUUGCGUUUCGUAUCCUGUUGGCGUUUGAAACAUGGAUGAUCGGUCGUGGCACAGCGAUCCCAUGUUUUCAUCGUACAACGCUCCGUCCUUUUCGGACUAUGAGGACAGCGAAGGGAUCCUGAAUUUUAAUGAUAUAAUUUCCCCCGAGGAACUGGACAAAGAGAACGUGAGCGGUGCGGUGGACGUGAAGAAGAGCAAGGCCGAGCGCGAAAAACUGCAGCGACGCACCGUGACGGGCGUCUUCAACGCCACUCCGACUUCACCACGCUUGUCGCCGCCGCCACGACCGGCUACUUGGACCAAGAACAUUUCUUCCUGGUCCCUGUCAAACUCGGGACGGAAAGAAUCGUUAUCCGCAAAAAAGAAAUUCAUGUCGACCAAGGAGUAUAACGAGAAUCUUGCGAAAUAUCAGAAGGAGAACUUGGAAUUAAAAAUCAAAUGCCAUCUGUUGCAACAACAAGCUGGAUUUUGUGAGGAUUCCGAUUCACCGUGCUCAGCAUGCAUCGAUAUGCAAGUGCAGAAAAAGAUCCUGGAAAAGAAAGUGCAAUCACUAACGGAAAAACUUCGAGAGAAAUGUGAUGCUUUGCGAAAAGAGGAUGAAGAGUUGUCGGGUCAGAAAGAAAGAUGCGUUCGGCCCAGCUUUAUGAAACAUCUUCAAGAGGAUGAACUGGAACAAGCGCGCAUGCAAGGGUACACGCAGGCCAGGGAAGAACUGGCAGCAUCAAAUGUGACACUGCGAGAUUCCUCCGUUCAAACCAGCAUGCUGCAAACAGCCGAAGAUAUACCGCUGCCUAUUCCUGAUGCUGAGCAGAGUAUGGAUGCUAAUACGACCGAGUACAGGGAUUUUCCAGCGGUUUUGUCUGCGCGCCCGUCCUUGCUGUCCGACCAAAAAGCGGUGGCUUUGAUCCGUUCGCCGGCUUCACCGUCGCCGGCCAAAGCGAGAAUCGGCACGGCCGAGCGCGGCACGUUUCAGAUGUUGAUCAAGCAUCUGCAGGAAGUCGUCGCUUUCUUGCAAAACGGUCUCAACGGGCAGUUUGAUGUGAGCAAUACGUCUCUGAACGUCUCACAGAUUCUGUGCGAAACGACUUCCCUUGACAUCAGCCUCAUGGCAGACAUGGGAAGUGGUGAGGGAAGUCGGGUGUCGUUCUCUUUGGCUGAUAAGCUGCAGGAAGUUUUGGAGCUCAGCCGUGAAUUGUCCAUGAGUCUAGAAGCGGAUGACGAUGGUGCAGAGGCGAACUGGAGCGCCCUCAAAGCGGAAAAAGACAAUUUGGCUGGUCAGGUGGAAACGCUGAGCGCUCAGCUAAAUGAUGCCUUGGCAAAACUAGACGACGCGGCUGCCGAAAAAGCUCGUCAGCAGACAGAAUCGGCGCAGACGGAAACCGAUCUGGCGGUGAAAAUUGAAGAAUUACGAAUGGAAAACGACGAUUUGGCCCAUAAACUGGCCGCUCUGGAUGCAGAGAAGGCCGAUUUGGAAAGCGAAAUGCGCGACUUGCUCAAAGACAUUUCAGCAUUUGAAGAUGAAAUGCAGAACACUAAAGCGCAGCAGCAGAUCCUGCUAGAGCGCUUACAGUCUCGGCCGGAAGUGGAUAUAAUGACCCAGACGGACUUCUCCUCGGCUGAUAUAGAAGCACUCCGAGCCGCCGUUAAUGAGAAGGACGGGGCAAUCCAGCGGAUGAGCGCCCAGCUGGACAGCGAAAAACAGUCUCGUGAGCCAUUGGAAUCUUUGCUACAGUCCACACAGCACAAGCUGGACGUUAAAGAAACCGAGCAUGCCGCGGUGACCGCCCAACUGGCCGCUGUGCAGCAGGACGCUGAGGAAUUGUCAUUGCGGGUGGAACAGUGCGAACGUGAGAAGAAGGACCUUGACCGCGACCUGAAGCUGCUCACCGUGGAUCGAGAUUCCACCGUCAAACAUUAUGGCCAAUUUCAAGAAGCCGUGAGAGCGGAGUUGCUAGAGAAGGACGGGACGAUCGAGCGCCUAACGGAAGAGGUGGAGUCGAAGACGAACAUCCAAAACGCUCUGCAGGAAAACCUUAACACGGCCACGCAGGAAGUUGCUGCACUGAAGUUGAGAGUGAACGAUUUGGGCGUGGAGUUGCAGAAAGCCCAGGAAGCCCACGCCGUCGUCGAGCAGAUGCUGUUGGACAAGAGCCCGCCAGCUUUCUCGGCGGCGCAGCAGACCGAUCUCUCGUGGGAGAGUUUGAAGGCGGAAAAGGCUAAUUUGUUGGACACUAUAGAGAAGCUGGUCACUGAGGUGGAGAACCUGGAAGCCCAUCUAGAGACGCUGAAACAGUCCUCAGCACUGGCGCUGGACAAAAAGACACGCGAGUUGCACGCCGUUACUGACAAACUGGACCUAGUGUCGACCGAACUGGAGACGGUCUUCGAGACCAAAAACGAGCUGGAGAAACGAGUGAUCGCUUUGACGGAAGCGCUGGCUGAAUUGGAAGAUAAAUUACACGCGGCGGAAGAAGAGCGCAACGCAUUAGCCGCCGAUCAGGAAAAUCUGCGCGCCAAGGCCGACCGUGUUGACAAGUGGGAGAAAGCGGCACGCAAGCAAGUGGGCAAAUCUCUAAAGAUGAUCAAGGAGGCCAACAAGAAUCUGGCGGAGAGCAGUCGCGCGCCGGUGCGCACGGCGGCCUAUCCGAAUCCCUUGGCGGAGAAGCACAGUAUGCCGCCGCAGCCGGGCAGCAGUCGGCGCUGAUCUACGAGUCUCUUCCUUUCUGUAUUGUUCCUAACGUGCCUUUGCACAGAUUGUAUUCAUGGUUUGCAAUAACGUGCCUUUGUUCUUUUUGCUCAUGGCAGACGGACGGAAUGGUAUUUUCUAAGUGUGAGUGAUUCUUUCUUACGUGUCAGCGGGUGUGGCGGAUGUGGUUUUUGUCGGUUUAAAGAAAUGUCUUGUGGUUUAUUGAUGUAUGAUG